GGCCGCGCUGUGGUGUGUUGUGUUGGCGACGCUUAUUUCCGUCGUAGAUGUCCGAAGUCUGAUCUAUCUUCCCCGUGCUUUUAGCAGAUCACAGGAAAUGAACAUGAAGAAACUAGACCUUCAUUGAAUCUCAUGGAAGAUCUCCAAACGUGGUGGGAGAUUCCAAGUAUUGCCCAUUUUUGUUCGUUGUUUCGGGCAGCUUUCAACCUUCUUGAUUUUGAUAUCGAGGACUUGGAGCAGGGUCUGUUGGCGGACAGAGACGACUCGCCCCUACUGCAGCAGCUGUUGGUCAGGCUGCUGCAGGGCUGUCUGCCCGAGUACGAUGUGUCGGCGCACAACUGGCAACAUUUUCUGAGGCGGCUCCUCAGGUUCAAGUGCUUGGAGGACCCGAGCGUGCACAACCCGCUGGGCGCCACCGGUGACUUCUACGGCCUGCCGCUGCGCGCGCGCGUCACCGUACUCCAGCUGCUGUGCGACCUGCGCCUGGAGGCCGAGGACGUCAUCGACCUGCUGAAGAAUCUCGAGGCCGACAGCCUGAGGGUAGAGCCGCUGGGCCACGACGACAACGGUGCCACCUACUGGUAUUUUUAUGGAACUCGCCUCUACAAAGAGAGCGCUGAGGACAAGGGCCGCGCGCGCCAGCCCGGCUGGCGGUGCGUCUGCUUCACGGCCGACGACUGGCGCCAGCUGGCCGACUCGUACAGCCGCUCGCGCUCGCCGCUCGAGCUCGAGCUCUACCACACGCUGAAGGAGGACUUCCUGCCCGAGAUACCGCGCCUCUUCGCGCAAAAACAGAAGCUGCAGAAGAAGCGUCAGCUGGAGAUGGGGCCGCGCCGCCAGUCGUCCCGGGGCCGGCCGCCGCCCUCGCCGGCCUCGCCCGCCGUCGCUCCGCCCCCGCCGCCGCCUUCGCCGCCGCCGCCCGCCGCCGCCGCCCCGUCCAAGACCGUCAAGGGCGGCCGGAAGACCAAGGAGCCUCCACGGCCACCGCCGCCUGUGUCGCCUGGCCACGACAAACAGGACGACAAGAAGUCGUCGCCCGCGGCCGCCAAACGCGAGAAGGCGGAGGCUAAGAAGGCGCCUGCGCCGCCUGCGAAGCGGGAGAAGGGCGACUCCAAGAAGUCCGUUUCGGCUUCCAAGCAAGAGAAGGCAGAGGCGAAAAAGGCACCGGUGGCCGACUCUCCAAAACUCGAAAAGGUAGAGACGAAAAAGUCGGCGGCCACGGCUGCCCACAAGGACUCAACGAAAUCAUCGGUCACGUCUGCCAAACAGGAGAGGCCAGAUGCCAAAAAGCCUCCGCCGGCGUCGCCCAGAACAGAGAAGGCGUCGACCAAGAAGAACAGCUCGUCCUCACCAAAGCCGGACAGCAGGCGGGCGCCGUCGGCGUCACCGAAGCGGGAAAACGCCGCCAGGAAGCCGCCGCCGGCCUCGCCAAGGCCUGAGAAGGUCGGGAAGCAGGAGAAGACUGCACGACCGGACAAGUCGGCGAAGCAGGAUCGGUCCUCGGCGAGGAAGGCGUCAGUGUCGCCACGGCAGGAGAUGGCGCCGCCGGAGGAGGCGCCGGUGGUGCCGUCGCCCCUCGGCGCCAGCAAGCGGCAGCGAGCCGAGCCGGCCGACGCCACCAAGCCCAAGAAGCGGCCCAAGGAGGAGAUGGUGGAGGUGGACUCGGAGGAGGAGCGCGAGGCCGAGCGGGCCCGGGUGGACAAGGAGCGCGAGGAGCGCGAGAUGAUCGAGCGGGAGAAGGAGGAAGCCUUCAUCCGGCGCGCGAUCGCCAUGAUCGAGGCGCGUGAGGUGGGCAGCUCGGGCGAGCGGCGGAGCCGUGCCCGCGACUCCAGCCGCCCGGCUGCCGCCGCCGGCGGCGGCGUCGGCCGCGGCUCCCUGUCGGAGAGCGAGAGCGCUAAGGAGAACAAGCUGGCCGGCCGGCCGGCGCCGCCGCCGGCCGCCUUCUCCGACUCCGACUCCGACGCGCCGCCGCCGAGCAAGGCCGGCCGGCCGACGAAGGCGCGCCGGGCGUCGGACGAGGCCCGCGGUCCGUUGCGGGACGACUCGAAUGCGGCGGCCGGCGAGCGACGCUUCGUCGGCCGGCGCACCAACAACUCGCUGGGCUCGCUCAACGAGCCGCUCUCGGCGCUGGAGGAGGACGCCGAGGAGACGCACGUGCCGGCGGCGCCCGUCGGUGGCGCGAGCAAGAUCCGUAGCUCAGCCAGCGUGCUGCAAACGGACGAGGAGCUGCGGGUGGGCAUGUACAAGGCGCUGGAGGCGGUGAAGGCGCACGAGGAGGCCUGGCCCUUCCUCGACCCCGUGGAGGAGGAGUACGCGCCCAACUACUACGCCGUCAUCCGGCGGCCCAUGGACCUCAACAAGCUGGAGAGUCGGCUGGACGCGGGCGUGUACCAGACCCGCGAGCAGUUCGAGGCCGACUUCAAGCUGAUCGUCGACAACUGCAAGCUGUACAACGGUCUGGAGAACGAGUACACGGAGAUGGUGGUGAACAUCGAACGCGAGUUCCGCAAGGCGGUGCACAAGUACCUGGACAUCGAGGAGGACGAAGACGACAUCUUCAUCGACGUGUCGCAGGUGCAGCCGAAGCAGCGGCGCGCGUCGCCGCGGCCGGCUACCGCCGGGCCGGGCAAGAAGCGCGGCCGCAAGCCCAAGGCGGCGGCGGCGGCAGACGGCGGCGAGCCGGGUCGCCGCGGCCGCGGCCGCAAGAAGAAGCAGGCUAUGUUCAUCGACUACAGCGACGACGAGCUGCUGAGCUCGCCGCGCUCCAAACCGCCGACGGCCGAGGACGCCGAGCGGCUGUUCGAGGACCUGCUGAAGACGGCUGCGUCGCCGCCGGCGCCGGGCCGCGGCCACUCGCCGCCGCCGCCGCCGCCGCCGCCGCCGGCCGCCGCGAGGAAGAAGGCCAAGGGCCGCGGCCGGGCGGCCAGCGCCGAGCCGCCGCCACCCUCGGCGCCGGCGCCGGUGCCGGCGGAGGCGGACAAGAAGAAGCGUCACCGGCCGGGAAAAGGCGGCAAGCGCGGCUCGAAGAGCGCGGACCGCCGCAGGAAGUCGCAGCACAUCGACAGCGACGUGUCCGACAUGGACGAUGACUCAUUCAUCGACGGCCUAGCCGAGAUGAGCUCUCGGCGUCGUGCCGGCCGGACGGAACCGGAGGCGCCUGCGCCGCCCCCUCCCCCACCACCGCCGCCACCGCCGCCGGCCGGCCCGGACCUCGACGAGGAUGAUGAUGACGACGACGACGACAGCGAGACGGGGUCGCCCAAGAAGAUGAUCGCCCAAGGUCGGAUAUUCGCCGCCAAAAUGCGGCGGAAGAAGGCAGAACGGCAGGCGGCGCCGCAGCGGCCGGCGGCGCCAGUCAAGUCGGCCCCGGUCAGGGCGCCCCCGCCGUCGCCACCGCCGCCGCCGCCGCCUCCGCCGCCCAAGUCGGCGCCGCUGCCGCUGCCAUCCAAGUCGGCGCCGGCGCCGGCGCCCGAGAAGCAUCAAGGCAAGCGGGACAGGAGCAAACAGCGCGCGCCGGCGGCGGAACAGGAGCGGCCGCCCGGCAAGAGCAAGGAGAAGGGCAGCAAGAGGUCCCGCUCGCAGAGCAAGGACAAGAAGGAGAGCAAGCGGAAGAAGAGGAAAACGCACGGCAAGGAGAAGAAGGGUCACACCGUGCCAGAAGAAGUGGACAGCGUCGAAAAGGAGGAAGAGGCGAUCAGUCCGACGCUGCUGACGCCGGCCACGCCGGCCAGCCCGGUUGUCGAGCCAGAGCCGAAGCCCAAGUCAAAGCCGGAGUCCAAGCCGAGGCCGGGGCUGGAACCAGAUCCGGAACCCGAGCCGGAAGCGGAACCGGAACCGGAGCCGGAGCCGGAGCCGGAGCCGGAGCCGGAGCUGGAGCCGGAUGACGAGUACGCCACGCUGCCGGAGCCGCUGCCGGCGCGGCGGCCGUCGUCCGGCUCCGAUGCCGAGGCCGAGCUGCGGCCGCGGGAGCGCGACAAGCGCCGCGACCGCAUCCGGCCGCAGGACAUCCUGCGGCAGAAGAACGCCGCGCUCAAGGAUGCCGCCGAGCAGAAGCAGGCCAAGCCCAAGCCGCUCUUCAACAGCCGCUCCAUAUCGAAGGAGGAGAGCGCCAAGCUGGGCCAGCUGAUCUCGCGCGUGCGCGAGUCGCGCGGCGGCGGCACCACGCUGCUCUCCAACGGGCCCGGUCUGACCAUGGGUAAGGUGCUGGGCGGCGCUGUCGAGCGCGACAAGUCCGGCGCAGAGAUCUGGGAGGAGAUGGUCGGUCGCCGGCUGAAGGCGGAGCCGGCUCCGCCUGACCGGCGGCGCAGCGGCGGCGACGGCGACGACGAGCCGCUCCGACUGAUCGCCGAGCCCGAGGAGGGCCGCGAACUGCCCGUGCUGCGGAAGACGGCCACGCCCAACCUUAGCGCCUGGUUCCACGCGUUCCGCUCGCAGAAGGAGGCGGAGCCGACGCCGCCGCCCGCGCCGCUGGCGCGCGUCAAGAAGCCGCCGCCGCCGUCGCCGUCACCGCGGGAGGAGCCCAAGACGCCGCGGCCGCCCCCGCCGCCGCCCACGCCGAAGGAGGCGAAGAAACCGGCGGAGGAGGCGGCCGUGAAGGCGCGCGAGGCGCAGCGACUCGAGAGUGAGAAGCGCCGCCUCGAGUCGGCCAGCUCGCAGUCGCCGGCGCAGCCGGACGCCAAGUCGCCGUUCUACCAGACCAGCUCGGAGAGCGAGAAGUCGCCGAUGACGCCCGGCUACGGUGGUAUCGUGUCGCCGGCGAUGGAGUACCAGAAGUCGCCGGCCUUCUCGCCCAAGCAGCCGCCGUCGGCCGGCUUCGACACGGCCAAGUACAACGGUGGCGUCAAGCCUGGCUUCUACCAGGACAUGACGCAGAAGACGGCCAGCCCGGACAAAUCGCCGUACCGGCGGCCCGGCUCCGUGGCCAGCACGCACUCGCCGGCCUCGGUGGCCGGCAGCCCGGCGUACCAGCCCAACAGCCCGCAGCUGCUGCAGCGCCAGAAGGGCCAGCAGCUCGAGCACCAGGUGCGGCUCAUUCAGGAGCAGAAACAGAAGCAACAGAAGAUGGCCGGCGAAAGGCAGCAGGCGGAGAAGCAGCAGUUGCAACAGCAGCAACACUCGUGGGACGCCAACUCGGUCUCCUACUUCAAGCAGAUGGCCAGUCCGCACAUGCAGCUGUACCACCAGCAGCAGCAGACGAUGAAGGCAUUCCAGCAGCAGCAGCAACACUCGUCGGCGUCUGGCCUCAACCUGGGCGGCCUCGGCGGCCUGGUGGCCGGCGCCGGCUACAACCCGCUCGGCCUGGCCUCCAGCUUCCAGGCGCACUCGCUGGGCGGCAGCACCUACCCCUACCUGCUGGGCCAGUCGCGCUCGCCGCAGCCGGCGCACCAGAACUUCUCGCAGACGCACGCGUCGCUGUCGCAGAUGAGCGGGCAGCCGCCGGGCGGCGUGUCGAGGUCGCCCUUCUUCUAG
This is a messenger RNA of Pollicipes pollicipes, 5469 nucleotides long. Its product is annotated as cat eye syndrome critical region protein 2-like. Gene Ontology annotation, biological process: chromatin remodeling. Gene Ontology annotation, cellular component: CERF complex. Gene Ontology annotation, molecular function: protein binding. The transcript has 17 exons. NCBI's taxonomy places the organism in Eukaryota, Metazoa, Arthropoda, Thecostraca, Pollicipedomorpha, Pollicipedidae. The coding region runs from base 133 to 5469 and encodes 1778 amino acids. The record is from RefSeq and is a predicted model, not a curated record.